Messenger RNA from Harpia harpyja (harpy eagle), 6382 nucleotides. RefSeq names its product kinesin family member 13B (gene KIF13B). The record is from RefSeq and is a predicted model, not a curated record. Gene Ontology annotation, molecular function: ATP binding; cell adhesion molecule binding; microtubule motor activity. Gene Ontology annotation, biological process: microtubule-based movement; regulation of protein localization. NCBI's taxonomy places the organism in Eukaryota, Metazoa, Chordata, Aves, Accipitriformes, Accipitridae. The transcript is spliced from 41 exons. The coding region runs from base 95 to 5965 and encodes 1956 amino acids. Gene Ontology annotation, cellular component: adherens junction.
CGCUCCGCGCUCCUCCCCGCGCCGCCGGGUGUCUGUCCCUCCGUAGACGGAAGCCGAGGAGGGACGAGGGAGCCGGGAGGUCGUGAGAGGCGCGAUGGGGGACUCCAAAGUCAAGGUGGCGGUGCGCGUCCGCCCCAUGAACCGGCGAGAGCUUGAUCUGCAUACAAAAUGUGUGGUGGAUGUGGAUGCAAACAAGGUUAUUCUUCAUCCUGUAAACACCAACCUUUCAAAAGGAGAUGCCAGUAGGACCCAACCAAAGGUGUUUGCUUACGAUCACUGCUUUUGGUCUAUGGAUGAAUCUGUUAAAGAAAAAUAUGCAGGUCAAGAUGUUGUUUUCAAGUGCCUUGGAGAGAAUAUUCUUCAGAAUGCCUUUGAAGGCUAUAAUGCUUGCAUCUUUGCCUAUGGGCAAACUGGAUCUGGAAAAUCAUACACAAUGAUGGGUACUGCUGACCAGCCUGGAUUAAUCCCUAGACUUUGCAGUGGACUCUUUGAAAGAGCACAAAAAGAAGAAAAUGAAGAGCAGUGUUUCAAAGUGGAAGUAUCCUACAUGGAGAUAUACAAUGAGAAAGUCAGAGAUCUUCUUGACCCAAAAGGAAGCCGUCAGUCAUUAAAAGUUAGAGAACACAGUGUUUAUGGUCCUUACGUAGAUGGCCUAUCCAAACUAGCUGUUGCUAGCUACAAGGACAUCGAGUCCUUGAUGUCUGAGGGCAACAAAUCUCGAACAGUGGCUGCAACCAACAUGAAUGAGGAGAGCAGUCGGUCCCAUGCAGUCUUCAAGAUUAUCCUCACCCACACACUCUAUGAUGUGCAAUCAGGGACAUCAGGUGAGAAGGUGGGCAAGCUGAGUUUGGUGGACUUAGCGGGUAGUGAAAGGGCAACUAAGACGGGUGCUGCAGGAGACAGGCUGAAAGAAGGAAGCAACAUUAACAAAUCCCUCACAACUCUUGGGCUGGUUAUUUCUGCCCUGGCAGACCAGGCUGCUGGCAAGAACAAGAACAAAUUUGUUCCUUAUCGUGAUUCUGUGCUGACUUGGUUACUUAAAGAUAGCCUUGGUGGUAACAGCAAGACUGCCAUGGUAGCAACAGUAAGCCCAGCGGCAGACAACUAUGAUGAGACCCUUUCAACACUGAGGUAUGCAGACAGGGCCAAGAACAUCGUUAAUCACGCCGUGGUGAACGAAGACCCUAAUGCUCGCAUUAUUCGGGAGCUCCGUGAGGAAGUGGAGAAGCUGCGAGAACAGCUCACAAAAGCAGAGGCUAUGAAAUCACCAGAAUUAAAAGAACGAUUGGAGGAAUCAGAAAAGUUGAUUCAGGAAAUGACUGUCACCUGGGAAGAAAAAUUAAGAAAAACUGAGGAGAUAGCACAGGAGCGUCAGAAACAGUUGGAAAGCCUUGGCAUAUCUCUUCAGUCUUCCGGAAUAAAAGUUGGGGAUAAUAAGUGCUUCCUGGUUAAUUUGAAUGCAGAUCCAGCUCUUAACGAACUUCUGGUGUACUAUUUAAAGGAUCACACGUUAAUAGGCUCAGACAACUCUCAAGAUAUCCAGCUGUGUGGAAUGGGAAUUCUUCCUGAACACUGCAUUAUAGACAUCACCCCAGAAGGACAGGUUAUGUUAACACCUCAGAAAAAUACUAGGACAUUCGUAAAUGGUUCUGCGGUCGUGUGUCCUAUCCAGCUACAUCAUGGAGACAGAAUACUGUGGGGAAACAACCACUUCUUCAGGCUGAAUUUGCCAAAGAAGAAAAAGAAGGCCGAUCAUGAGGAUGAAGAGCGAGACAACUCUAUGAAGUGCAGUAAUAGUGUUGAGCAACUGGACAUAGAUGGUGACAAUUCCAGUGAAGUAUCUAGUGAGAUUAACUUCAGCUAUGAGUAUGCCCAGAUGGAAGUCACUAUGAAGGCACUUGGUAGUAAUGAUCCAAUGCAGUCAAUCUUGCAAAGCCUGGAGCAGCAACAUGAAGAGGAGAAGAGAUCUGCACUUGAACGACAGAGACUGAUGUAUGAACAUGAACUGGAGCAAUUACGAAGGCGAUUGUCGCCAGAGAAGCAGCAUUUCCGCAGCAUGGACAGGUUCUCCUUUCAUUCUCCCAGCGCUCAGCAGCGCUUACGGCAGUGGGCAGAGGAGAGAGAAGAGAUGUUGACCCACAGCCUGAGAAAGCUGCGAGAGCAGAUUGUUAAAGCCAAUUUGUAUGUGAGAGAAGCCAAUUUUAUCGGAGAGGAGUUGGACAAGAGGACAGAGUAUAAAGUUACCCUCCAGAUCCCAGCUUCAAGCCUUAAUGCUAACAGUAAGAGAGGUGCAAUUCUCAGCGAGCCUGCUAUUCAGGUGAGAAGGAAAGGGAAAGGCAAACAGAUUUGGUCACUGGAAAAGCUGGAGAAUCGAUUGGUAGAUAUGAGGGAUCUUUACCAGGAGUGGAAAGACUGUGAGGAAGACAACCCAGUGAUGAGAGCUUACUUCAGGCGAGCUGAUCCAUUCUAUGAUGAGCAGGAAAACCACAGCCUUAUCGGAGUAGCCAAUGUUUUUCUUGAGUGCCUCUUCUAUGAUGUGAAGCUACAAUAUGCUGUGCCAAUCAUCAAUCAGAAGGGAGAGGUAUCAGGUCGUCUCCACGUUGAAGUUGUUCGAGUGAGUGGAGAAAUAGAUGAUAGGUUGGUUGGAGGCGAGGAUAGUCCAGACUGUUCAAAUGAAAAUGACACUCAGGAGAGAAAACUUGUCUGCCAGAUUAAAAUACUCCAGGCUACAGGUUUGCCACAGCACCUCUCCAACUUUGUGUUCUGCAAAUAUACAUUCUGGGAUCAACUGGAGCCAGUUAAUGUUGCACCUGAGGUGGAUCCUUCCGUAUCUUCCAUCAGCAAGGAGCCACGGUGCAUGGUUGUCUUCGAUCACUGCAAUGAAGUUUCUGUAAAUAUUUCUGAAGACUUCAUGGAACAUCUUUAUGAUGGUGCUUUGGCAAUUGAAGUAUAUGGGCACAAGCAGAGUGGUGACCGUAAAAAUCCAGCCUUGUGGGAUUUGGGAAUAAUUCAAGCCAAAACACGCAGCCUUCGUGACAGGUGGAGUGAAGUAACGCGAAAAGUAGAACUCUGGGUUCAAAUUCUAGAGCUGAAUGAGAAUGGGGAAUACUGCCCAGUUGAGGUGACUCCUGCCAAGGAUGUGUGCACAGGAGGCAUUUUCCAGCUCAGACAGGGGCAAUCUCGACGAAUUCAGGUUGAAGUGAGAUCUGUACAGGAAUCUGGAACCUUGCCACUGAUGGAGGAAUCAAUAUUAUCUGUUGGCAUUGGGUGUGUUCAAAUAAAACAUGUAAAGUCACAAAAAGUACCUGAAAAUUAUCAGGAAGAAGAGGAUGAAAUGGACAGUUAUCAGGAUAGGGAUUUGGAGAGGCUGCGUCGGAAAUGGCUGUGUGCCUUAACAAAGCGUCAGGAGUAUCUUGAUCAGCAAUUGCAAAAACUUGUUGGGAAGCCUGAUAAAACAGAAGAUGAUGCAGAUCGGGAGGCACAGCUUUUAGAGAUGAGGCUAACACUCACUGAAGAAAGGAAUGCUGUAAUGGUUCCUUCUGCUGGCAGUGGGAUCCCUGGAGCUCCAGCAGAAUGGACUCCUGUGCCUGGUAUGGAAACUCACAUUCCUGUUAUUUUCCUUGACUUGAAUGCUGAUGACUUCAGUUCCCAAGAUAACCUUGAUGACCCAGAAGCAGGUGGGUGGGAUGCUACUCUUGUUGCAGAAGAGGAGGAGGAAUUCUUUGAACUGCAGAUUGUGAAGCAUCAUGAUAGUGAGGUGAAAGCAGAAGCCUCAUGGGAUUCCACAGUCCACGACUGUAUCCAGCUCAGUAAAGGAACAGCAGCAGAUGAAAGAGUUUACCUUAUUGUGAGAGCCACUGUCCAGCUCAGCCAUCCUGCAGAAAUGCAAUUAGUGUUACGCAAGCGCAUUUGUGUUAAUGUGUAUGGCAGACAGGGUUUUGCACAGAGUUUCCUCCGAAGAAUGUCUCACCGAAGUUCCAUUCCUGGCUGUGGUGUCACUUUUGAGAUAGUCUCAAAUAUUCCAGAGGAUGCUCAAGGAGCUGAAGAGCGGGAGGCACUAGCGAGAAUGGCAGCAAAUGUUGAAGAUGCAGCUUCAGCUGACUCUGAAGCCUAUAUUGAGAAGUACUUGCGGAGUGUGCUGGCUGUGGAGAACAUUCUCACCUUGGAUCGUCUGCGCCAGGAAGUUGCUGUAAAAGAGCAGCUAAUGGGAAAAGGAAAACUCUACCGCAGGAGCCUGAGCUCUCCCAACGUGAACCGGCUUUCUGGAAGCCGCCAAGAUUUAGCACCCCCUUAUAACCUAAGCAGUAACCGGAGUCCAAAGGUCCCAGCAGAGGGCCGAUGGGAGAGUCAACAAGACGUAUCCCAAGGUGCCGCAAAUUCCAGUAGAGGCAUUAGUCCAUCUCGUACCUCUCUGCCAGGCUCUGGGCAGCAAAACCACUCUCCUGAUCCAGGUAUUGGUAGCCUUGCUGCUUCCUAUCUGAAUCCUGUAAAGUCUUUUGUGCCUCAGAUGCCAAAGCUGCUGAAGUCUCUCUUUCCCGUUAGAGAUGAGAAAAAGGGCAGGCAGACCUCUCCUCUUGUACAGCAGGCCGUCCCACGAAUUAUGGUUCAGUCUGCCAGUAUUGAUGCCAGUGCUGCGAAGAUAAAACAGAUUAACCAAGAGGAAGCAGGGAAACAGCCAUUCGAAACUGCAGUGCAGACGUCCGAGGCAGACAAGAGUCUGGAAAAGACACCCAAAGUGCCUUUGCAGCAGCCCACAGGAGACACCCAGGCGCAGGACUCCCAGGAAGGACCUCCAAGUCCUCUGAGUGAAGCCUCCAGUGGGUACUUUUCUCAUAGUGUCUCGACAGCCACCCUCUCUGAAGCCCUUGCAGCGGGAAGUGAUGCUGUGGCUCAACCAGGAGGUCAAAUGCCUGCAGUGAGUGACUUCCCAGCUCCCGCUGUGGCUCAGGUCUCUUCUUCUGACAUGCCAGGGCGCUCGGACAGUUCUUCAGAAAGCUGUCUCGGUACUAAGAGAGAGAGUCUACCUGCUGUUAGCCUUCAAAGUGCUCACGCAAGACCUAAAGACAGCACUGAAGUGAAUGGAAAUGAUGCUUUGAAAUCAAAAUCUUGCACAUCUCCUGUGACUCCAAGUGAGCAGGCAAAUGAUGUCUCUGUAGCCACUGAUGCGAAAACCUUUCUUUCUACCUCCACUCCAAAGAAGGAGUUGUUAUCCAAACAAUCAAUGGAGUCAGCAGGACAAGCUAGGAAAAAAGAAGUGGCUUCUGGGGCUUUAGAACUGGAGUUUCCCAAACCACAGAUUCGUCCUGACCAAUCAUCCCAGCCUAGCAUUGCAGCCUCCCCCUUCAAAAUCCAGAAAGUCAAGACAUCAGAGCUGAAGUCUUUUACAAGCAUGCUGGGGACAGAUCCCACAUGUUCACUAAACACAGAAGAGCAGCAAGAAGGAGAAAAGAGCACAUCCACUGCCCGUGGACAGAACCAUAAUGGAUCAGAGAUGGCAGAAGAAAAACUGGAGGUGACUUCUGACUCCGAAGAUGCCAAUGAAACUCCUGAGUGGCUGAAGGAGGGAGAAUAUGUCACAGUUGGUGCAAAUAAGACGGGCACCGUUAGAUAUAUUGGGCCCACAGACUUUCAAGAGGGAACAUGGGUUGGUGUUGAACUGGAUUUACCUUCAGGUAAGAACGAUGGCUCGAUUGGAGGGAAGCAGUAUUUCAGAUGCAACCCAGGCUACGGAUUGCUUGUGAAACCAGGCAGAGUUAAAAAGGCCACGGGACCAGCAAGGCGGCGGAGCACCGGAUUGAGGUUGCAAGGAGGAGCCGCCGCCGAGAACAGAAAGAGUGGCAACUUCUCCGGUUCAGCCUCCAACCUGGCUUCGCUCACAGCCCUGGCGAAAUCAGAAGGAGGAUCGACACUGCGACUGGAGAAGAGCCAGAAAAAUGCGGAGAACAGGAAAUCCUGGGCAAACUGAGACAGCCCUACCCACCGCAGCAAACACAGUGCAACGCAGCCAGGGGAGCAGGGCUUCUAGCUUCGGGAAGCUAAAACCAACCACGUGAACUUCUAGUUUGUGGCAAACACUAAUGAAGGUUUUUUUUUCCUCUGCUUUGGGUGAUUGACAUGUUAAUUCUUUGCCUUGUCGUGGUGCUGGAUCUACGUCCUUCGUUUCCUGUUACAAAUUGUGACGCUUCAGGGUAUGACUGAUGGCAGCCGGUGAAAGCUUGUGGCGGUGGGUGGGUGUACGCUCUGCUCUCUUCCACCUUUCAGAGAAGGAAGAGACACAUAAAUUGUUCAAAUUAUGGCGUGGCUUUCCAAUAGCUACAAAAUACUACCCAUGCACCGGUGCUUCUCUCGGUGUGACUGGCAGUUCUAAAAAAAAAAAAAACAA